GGGAGGGGGGGGCUUCUUGGUUGGAUCUCCCCCUCGUGCGCUCGCGGGGACGCACUCGAGGCUGUGACACUUCAGAGAGCGCGGAGUAUCUGCGGGGGUCGGUCCUGGGGAAAUUACUCCCCUCCCCUCGCACCCCCACCCCCAACUCUAAUUAUCACCGUUUCGAAAAUGAAAGUGUCAUGGCUUACUCUCAGCUGGGAUACUCCUACUCCACUCCACCACAGUUUCUGAUGACCGCGAGCCCCCUAGCCGGCUGCCUGGAGCCCGGAUCUCCGCCGUCCCACCCGGCGCUGCGCUCCGCGGGCCACCAGCUCACCUCCGGCCACAGCAUCGGCGUUUGCAGCCCUUACGCAAAGCGCCAAGCUUACUAUAAUAACACCUGCGCCGGCGACGCCGCAUCUCUCUAUUCGAGAGGACCACUACAGCCUAAAGGGGUGGCAGCAUCAGUGCACAACAUGGGGACCUCUCAGACAGCGAGCUGCUAUCCUUAUGAAUACACACUCGGCCCUUAUUCUUACGACAGAUAUGGUUACUCCUCCGCAGAAGGAGCUUCGCGGCGUAAAAACGCUACCCGGGAAACCACGGGCACCCUGAAGGCCUGGCUGCAGGAGCACCAGAAGAACCCCUACCCAACCAAAGGAGAGAAGAUCAUGCUGGCCAUCAUCACCAGGAUGACCCUCACCCAAGUGUCGACGUGGUUCGCCAACGCCCGCAGGAGGCUGAAGAAGGAGAACAAGGUGACGUGGUCACCGCGAGCUUGUAAAAGCUCAGACGACAGAGGCCGCGAUGAAGACAGUGACAAGUCGCAGGAAGGAGAUAAAGAGCAUCCAGAUCAACAGUCCGGCGAGCUGCAGAGUGAUCUGGAAGACUUUGACCUCCUGGAGUCCGACGCGUCCGACUGUGAACCCAAGCCAGCGUUUCCACCGGAGGACGACAAAGUGGAUUCGAGCAUUCCACCGGCUCACCUGGCGUACGACCCGUCUGAGCCGCUGCGCAGCUUAGACGGGUCGUCUCCGGACUUCUCCAAAGUCACGGCGCUUGGAGAGCAGAACGCCUUCUUUUCCAUGCCGGAUGCGCACGGGGCGGACGACAAAGCCCAAAUGUGGUCCGUCGCUACCACGGCGGCGUCUCUGGAUCCCGGCUUGGAGCGGGAAUAUCCACCCUGCAUGCUGGCGAGCGGCUCAUCCAACAUGGCGCUGGCCAAAGCGGACAGGAAGCAGGAAUCACCGGUGGACACGCUGAGGGAGUGGGUGGACGGCGUUUUCCACGCCGCGCCGUUUCAUCCCGCAAAGGCUUCUUCUUCGGCGCCGUGGAGCGCUUUGAAUGACGCGGCGGCGAGCGGCAGAGCGCGAGGACAACCGUUUGCACUCGUGAGAUCAACGUCCUCGUUGUCGUAGUCAAGCGGACAUUUUCAAAGGCCGCUGGACUCGUCGUGUCGAGUUUAUACUUUUGGUGUCGUGACCCGAUUGGGGUCUUCACAAGAAUCCACAUUGUUGUCGUCGUGUAUCACCGCAAAGAUGCCGUGGGAGGGGGGGGGGGGCAAAAGAGUCUUCUCAUUUGUUGAUCUUGUUCAUGACUUUGCCACACCUUCCUAUCACACUACCAGACAUGCCCUGAGAUGAUUAAAAAAAACACUACGACUGAAUAUUUCCCAGUUGAGUCACACUGCAGAACCCCAAAAAGGUCUUCGUCGACACUCAACGGGACACGAUCCGAACGGUUCUCGGAUCGAGAACAUCUCCCUGCCCUCACGUGCACGAACCUCGCCAUGUUGCGCCUUCUGCUUGACGCACACACACAAUACAAUACAUGCCGAUUGAUAUCGCGCUUUCACAACAAACAAACUACAUGUGACAAAAGACAAAAACA
Messenger RNA from Hippocampus zosterae (dwarf seahorse), 1869 nucleotides. Its product is annotated as iroquois-class homeodomain protein irx-4-B-like. The transcript is spliced from 7 exons. Gene Ontology annotation, biological process: cell development; neuron differentiation; regulation of transcription by RNA polymerase II. Bases 180 to 1397 code for a protein of 405 amino acids. The record is from RefSeq and is a predicted model, not a curated record. Gene Ontology annotation, molecular function: DNA-binding transcription factor activity, RNA polymerase II-specific; RNA polymerase II cis-regulatory region sequence-specific DNA binding. NCBI's taxonomy places the organism in Eukaryota, Metazoa, Chordata, Actinopteri, Syngnathiformes, Syngnathidae. Gene Ontology annotation, cellular component: nucleus.